Messenger RNA from Chenopodium quinoa (quinoa), 1194 nucleotides. Its product is annotated as glutathione S-transferase T3-like. The record is from RefSeq and is a predicted model, not a curated record. The coding region runs from base 1 to 1194 and encodes 397 amino acids. NCBI's taxonomy places the organism in Eukaryota, Viridiplantae, Streptophyta, Magnoliopsida, Caryophyllales, Amaranthaceae. The transcript has a single exon.
AUGGAUCCUAACCUUCCUAAUUAUGCACAAUAUUUAGGAAAUUAUGAAGAUUUAGAUCCAACCUUCAUUAAUCACCCUGCUUUUCAACAAUUUUUACAAAAAAUGAGUAGUACUUCUAUUCAAAAUACUCCCCAAGAAAUUUCUCCAGUAACACAACCAUCUUUUGAUAACUAUAAACAAUCUCCGGUUGGUAAUCAAGGAAGCAAUUCUGAGUUUGGUGAAGAUGAAGAACAUAUUCCGGAGACCCCGGAGUACCCUCCAGAACCGCUGACGCAACCAUCGCCGGUAAAUCAACAACAACAACCCUCUCGUAUUUGGUCUGUAGCGGAAGAUGAGGCACUAAUUGCUAGCUGUUUGGAGCACUGCACUGAUAAAUUAAUUGGGUCAAACCAGAAAGCAUCAUUUUUAUGGCAAAAGGUUUCUGCAUCAUAUGAUUUGGCUCAAAGUGAAAAGCCACAUAUCUUGCCACCAAGAACAACUAAAAUGUUGGAGAACCGUUGGAGACGAAUUGCUCCAGAUAUUGGUUUGUGGGGAAGUUGUUAUGAAGAAGCUGGUAAACUUGGGAGUGGGUACAACGAGGAUGACCGAAUACAAAAUGCUCAUAAGAUAUUUCGUAACUCUGUACGUCCCAAGCCUAGGAACUUCUUAUGUGAGCAUGGUUGGAGGAUGGUCACUAAAGAACCAAAGUGGAGGCCGAAACUUCGGUGGGCACUAUCUAAAGAAGAAAGGAAGGCAAUGCAACUACAAGGGGGUGUAGAUGAUAAUCAACAGGACAGUAGUGGAAGUGGGAAGAGACCUAGAGUCGAUGGAGAUGAUAUGACCGACUCAUCUGGCGGUGGAUAUUUCUCUGGAGGACGACUCCCUCGACCUGAUGGUGUUAAGACAACUAAGGCAAAGCGCAAAGGUAAAGGAGUUGCAAUGAAGGGGGCGGUUCUUAGUUUUACUGAGGAAAUGCAUGCAAACACCGAGGUUAGACUUCAUGAGGCCAAUGCACGCCAACAAAGAUUAGAGAUGGAAAGGGCAAAGGAACAAAGGAGGCAAAAACAAAUGGAAUUAACUGAGCAACAAAUGCAAUUUGACCAAAUGAAAAUGAAGUUUGACAUGCUUCAAACUUUAAUGUCCAAGGCAACACUUACAGCCGGUGAAGAAGCAUUUAGGGACAAAUUGAUGCAAGAACUAUAUGGUGGUAAUUAA